UCGGCCGCCGUAGUUUAAAAAAAACCGGUUACCUAGCAACGAGAAAAACAACCGGAACCAUCGGCCCCAGCUCGGAGAGAAAGAAGAGGUACCAUAGGCAGUUCUUCCCAAGGAGAUGUCGAUUCCAUUCUCCAACACCCAGUACCGAAUUCCGCAAGGAUUUGGGAAUCUUCUUGAAGGGCUGACACGCGAGAUUCUGAGGGAGCAACCAGAUAAUAUACCAGCUUUUGCAGCAGCAUAUUUUGAGAACCUUCUAGAGGAAAGAGAGAAAACCAACUUUGAUCCAGCAGAAUGGGGGUCUAAGGUAGACGACUGCUUCUAUAACAACCAUGCAUUCAAGGAGCAAGAACCAUCUGAGAAAUGUGCUGAACAAAAAAAGUCUCAGGCACCUAUGAAAGAUGGGGAGACAACAGUCACCGCCGUAGACUCUUUUGAGGAAGAGAAGGAAAAAGAGGAGUUUGCUGCUCUCAAAAUCCAAGCAGCCUUCCGGGGACACAAGGCCAGAGAGGAGGUAAAGAAAAUGAAAACAGAUAAUGAUCAAAAUGAGAACACAGAGUAAAACAAGUGAGGAUACUGAUUUUACCCCUAGAAAAUGCAAAAAAAUAAUCCAAAUUCAUGAACCUUGUUGUGGUUGUCAUUUUUUUCCUAAGAAGAGAGAUUUGGUGUUGUGAAAUAACAUUUGUUGCUGUUGUUAAAAUCUGUCAUGAGCAUUGUUUAAUAAACAUGCCAUUGAAACAUA
Lemur catta (Ring-tailed lemur) is the source of this 739-nucleotide messenger RNA. It is a transcript of the gene SPA17, whose product is annotated as sperm autoantigenic protein 17. The record is from RefSeq and is a predicted model, not a curated record. Gene Ontology annotation, molecular function: calmodulin binding. Lineage: Eukaryota; Metazoa; Chordata; Mammalia; Primates; Lemuridae. Gene Ontology annotation, biological process: binding of sperm to zona pellucida. The transcript is spliced from 5 exons. The coding region runs from base 116 to 559 and encodes 147 amino acids. Gene Ontology annotation, cellular component: sperm fibrous sheath; cytoplasm; sperm principal piece.